Messenger RNA from Fusarium redolens, 759 nucleotides. RefSeq lists its product as uncharacterized. Lineage: Eukaryota; Fungi; Ascomycota; Sordariomycetes; Hypocreales; Nectriaceae. The transcript has 2 exons. The coding region runs from base 78 to 608 and encodes 176 amino acids. The record is from RefSeq and is a predicted model, not a curated record.
CCACCUGCAAGGUUCGCAAAGUUGUGAAAGUUCUGCAUUUACAAUUCUGCAUUGAAAUACUCAGAAAUUUUGUUAAUAUGGCAAGAUUGCUUCUCUCAUCCGGUCAGGUGCAAGUCAUCGCAUCGGGCUUUGUUGUGGUUAUUUGUACAUUCGCGCUCUUUAUCAGUGGCUACAUAAUACAGCAAAGAACGCUCACUCAACUUCGCUCAGCGAUCAAACCACGACAAGAGACACGCCCAUCACCAAAAGUCUAUCUCCCUGAGAAGUUCCAAGUACGGACGAAAGAGCUCGAGGAUGGCCGUGUCAUCGACAUAGACACAGAAGCCGAUAUCGAAGUACGACGACAGCGUCUCUUAGUUGAGAUCAAGGAGACGAAACCCAAUGUCGAUGUCGAGGGCAAUGCAGUAUUGGAGAGGAAUAUAGAGAUCAUAAAACAGCUGCAGGCCAAGGUAGUGGACAAGAUGUCGACACCUGAAGGACAUGUCGAGGCACCAGUCAAGAACCACAAGCCUGUUAGCAAGGCAAAAAGGAGGAAGAUGAUCAAGCAAGAGCUUCAGAAGUCAGCCCAGGCUGAAGAUGGGCUUUACUACCAACGCAGGAUGUGGUGAGUUGUUUGCGAGAGUGCAUGGUUUGCUUUGAAUGUGUAUACGGUAAUGAGAAUGGUUUAUGUAAAAUGUAUAGGUUCUAGCAUAGAAUGGACAGCUUGGUUCGUAUAAUGAAUGAUAGCUAGUUAUGAAUUGGAUACAAGUUGAUCAUACU